Molecule: messenger RNA, 2123 nt
Organism: Esox lucius (northern pike)
Lineage: Eukaryota; Metazoa; Chordata; Actinopteri; Esociformes; Esocidae
Gene: boka
Product: BCL2 family apoptosis regulator BOK a
Exons: 5
Coding region: 418-1059 (213 amino acids)
Biological process (GO): extrinsic apoptotic signaling pathway in absence of ligand; intrinsic apoptotic signaling pathway in response to DNA damage; regulation of apoptotic process
Cellular component (GO): mitochondrial outer membrane
Molecular function (GO): protein heterodimerization activity; protein homodimerization activity
Source: RefSeq, a predicted model, not a curated record
UCGAGUGUGGGGGCGCGCUUUUGUGCGCACGGGGAGUUGGCAACCAACUGUGGGCCAAACAGUAUUUAUUGGUCAAGAUAGCUUUUCGAAUUAUUAUUAAGGAACUGGAGCCAUGAAGACUUCACUGCUGUUUAUUUUAACUGAAAACGAAUUGCUUUAAAAUAAGCGAUAUGAACAAGUGAUAUUUUAGCUUGAUCCCAACGACGCGCAUUGUGCGUGUCUACAGGAUUGGAUUGCAUUGUCCAGAGCCGAAAGGGAGCUCCAGUUCGGAACGCCCUUAGCCCAAGGGAGGGGGUUAGAGAAGUAGCGUUCUGGUGACAGAGAGGACCUUACACGGCGAUCGAGGUGGAGGCGCGGGCGGAUCAGAGCCAGCGCAAGGCGGGUUGUUGGUGAUUAACUGCCGCUGGUGACUGGGGUAUGGAGAUGCUGCGUCGUUCCUCAGUAUUCGCAGCAGAAGUGAUGGAAGUGUUUGACCGUUCCCCCACAGACAAGGAGCUUGUAUCACAGGCAAAGGCGCUAUGCAGGGACUACAUCAAUUCCAGGCUGAAUCGAACAGGGAUUGGGUGGUCGAAACAGGAUAAUAUGUUGUCUGCAUCGGGCGGGACGCUUGGAGAGGUGUCCUCUGUCCUCCUUUGGUUAGGCGAUGAGUUGGAGUACCUGCGGCCUAACAUUUACCGCAACGUAGCUCGGCAGCUCAACAUCACCGUGGCAUCUGAGAGCGUGGUGUCGGACGCCUUCCUGGCCGUGGCUGCAGAGAUCUUCUCCACGGGUGUAACAUGGGGGAAGGUGGUGUCCUUGUAUGCGGUGGCGGGAGCCCUGGCGGUGGACUGCGUGCGGCAUGGUUAUCCCGCCAUGGUCCACACCAUCGUAGACUGCAUGGGGGAGUUUGUCCGCAAGAGCCUGGUCUCCUGGCUGAAGAGGAGAGGGGGCUGGGUGGAUAUUACAAAGUGCGUGGUAAACACGGACCCAAGCUUCCGCUCCCAUUGGUUGGUUUCUGCAGCGUGCACCUGUGGACAUUACCUGAAGGCCGUUGUGUUUUACCUGCUUCGGGACAAGUGACCCUGGAAGACCUUGGUCCCUUGAACCUGUAGAAGAUAGGUCAAGCUAGCCUGGUGUCCAAUCUGUUGUUUUUCUUGACUUUUCCAUUGCUGUCAUGUUUGGCAUGACAGUGUGUGAUGAGGAUUUGGCAUGAUAGCACUAAUAGAUUCGGGACCAGGGUUAGGACGGCCAGCCACCCUCCAGCUGUCCGUUUGGAACCCAUCACUGCUCUAGAUAUGCUCUUGUUUACACCUGCAGAUGAUUGCACCGAACCCUCUCUACUGGCACUGAUGCUCCAUGGGCCUUCACAAACUAACAAGCUACUGGCCUGGAGCGUGAAUUAGCCUGUUAGCCUCUGCUUGCACACACUUUAUGGUGUUUCAUUAAUGUUGUAACAGUCAUCUUUGUUGACGUCCCUCCAGCUGGAUUGUGAGGUAGUGUUCUAGUCAUACAGACCCACUAUAUUACAGAAUUGAAUACAGCAGAUCUAGUCAUAUAGAUCCCACAUAAAUAUAGAACAGAAAACCACCCGUCAAGCUUUGACUUUAUUGGGAAUUUCCUUUCAAUAUCUCAUUCUGUCCCUGGGUUUGGAUGUAUAUUUUGUCUGAGUUUCCCUCAGAGAGAAAUUUUUCUUGCUUGCUUCACGCUUGCAUUAUUCUUGGACAUCCACUGUAUGCAUGUCAAAGAAAUGGAAUAUGGUCCAGGCAGAGUUCCUGUAUAAACCUGUAUUUUUCAGUCAGCUGUCUUACUCCCACAGUGGAAAAUAAUGACCACAAACAAUCACUUUAGAUGACAACCUAUGGAUGGUGGUCAGGGGAAUGUAAAGUAAAUUGGACUUCGCUAAGUGAAAUCACUCUCAAUUUAUAACGAAAUACCGUUAUAAUAUCGUGAAAUGUGUUUGCCUGCAUGCUGUUAUGUUCCCUGUAUGUGAUGAUGCACGCACUUGAUUUCAGUAUUGCCCUUUGACCAAAGUAACUGGAAGUGUAGGAUUGGUGUAAUGAAAUGUUCAUAGAACAGUAUUCAAUUAUGAAAUCCUCCAUCACCUGAAACUAAAAUCCCAUUAAAAAUGCUGUCGGUUUACUUUU